GUCACGUGACUUUUGGUUGGGAGCCACCAUUUUGGCAGUCAACAUGACCACCGGUGCCAGUGUUUUCUUACCGAGCGAGUAUACUUCUCAUUUUAAUUCAAGUGAAAUUCGGCUUUAUAGUACAAAAUUAGAGAGAUUAAAUAUAAGCGACCCAUAUAAUUCACCCGGUGUGCUUUUCAAGAGCAUAACCUCCUGCUCUGAAGACGAUGUACCCGACUUGCGCUACGCAGACAUCCACAGCUAUCUUGUAAGCUUUCCAUCAGUGUACUCAGGAGACUCCCUCAGAGCGUACAAAAGCUUGGAGGCUUACAAAUGGUGUCAGUCCGGCUUCGUAAACAACAUUCAACUGUGGAGUCUUACAUCCAAAAACUUCGGCAUCAUCACUGCAAGGGUUAAUCACUCCCAAAGGCUUAAUGAAAGUCAACUAAAGCCAUGGGUGGUGGUGAGGAACGACGGUGUUGUGCUGGGAGCCCACUGCAACUGCACAGCGGGACUCGGGGAGAGCUGCUCUCAUGUGUCAGCUGUUCUCUUCAGUCUGUGGGGAAAAAACAACGCAAGGCACGAGGAGAUCAGCUGCACAUCCAAAAAAUGCAAGUGGGCCUCUCCCAGUGAGGAUGCUGCGAAGAAUGUGGAGUACCUGCAGGGCAAGGACAUCAUAUUCAACCAUACUCAACAAAAUAAAAAGGGGAAUUCCACCAAGGGUACCUCUGCGCCCCCAUCUUUCCCACCCCUGACUGCUGCUGAGCAAACACAGUUCUACCAAAAUCUCUCACAGUGCCGGACUCAAGAUGGGAAGUCCUGCAGACCUGCAGUCCUGUCAGUUGUUCGCGGGUACGCCACAUCCUAUGUACCCAAGGCUGUCAAGCUAGAUUUACCUGAACCCCUUACCAGUCUGUAUGACAAGAAGGCAAGAGACCUGAACCUGGCUGAAUUACAAGAGCGUGCAGAAGGAAUAUUUGAGGACUUGACUGUCACUGAAGAACAGAGUGAUAUUGUAGAGGAGGAGACCCAAGCACAGUCCAAGUCCAGAAUUUGGUUUGAUCAAAGGAGUGGUAGGGUGACAGGAUCUACCUUCAGAGCAGCAACAAGAACAGACCUCAGAAAGCCAGCCGUGUCUCUCAUAAGACAGAUAUGUGACCCAAAGUCCCAUGUUUUCAGCAGUGAGGCUACCAGGUAUUCAUGGGCAGAGAAUUCCAGCCAAUGUCAACAUGCAGUUGAACAUCCUAACAUACUCCAAAUAGCAUCCCAAAAGUUUCUGCCUUGUUGUAAGGUGUCAGCUGAUGUUCAUCAUCCCAAAAGUAAUGGGCAUAUGCAUUUGAUUACUUAUUGUAUGAAACAUUGUGACAUGUGA
Messenger RNA from Eleginops maclovinus (Patagonian blennie), 1351 nucleotides. RefSeq lists its product as uncharacterized. Gene Ontology annotation, molecular function: zinc ion binding. Bases 44 to 1351 code for a protein of 435 amino acids. The record is from RefSeq and is a predicted model, not a curated record. The transcript is spliced from 3 exons. Lineage: Eukaryota; Metazoa; Chordata; Actinopteri; Perciformes; Eleginopidae.